Messenger RNA from Serinus canaria (Common canary), 8118 nucleotides. It is a transcript of the gene CFAP46, whose product is annotated as cilia and flagella associated protein 46. NCBI's taxonomy places the organism in Eukaryota, Metazoa, Chordata, Aves, Passeriformes, Fringillidae. The transcript has 57 exons. The record is from RefSeq and is a predicted model, not a curated record. The coding region runs from base 1 to 8118 and encodes 2705 amino acids. Gene Ontology annotation, molecular function: protein binding. Gene Ontology annotation, biological process: axoneme assembly; cilium movement involved in cell motility.
AUGGAAGCCCCCCCAAAGGGUCCCCAGAGCCUGCACCAGAGCGCUGCGGCACGAUGCAACAAAUCCAGAGUCUUGCAAGGGUCAGUGUCAAACUGGCCCCCUGCAAGGGAGGCUCGCGGGCGUUCCCACCUGGCCCAAAGCCACAUUAAUCCGUGGGACUCUGUACUCCUCGGCGUGGCGCGGCGUGGCGGUGACAGGGGACACACUGCCAGGAAGACCAGAUCGAAGGGAGCCACGAGAAGUCGCUGGGACCCACGGAUGAGUGAUGUGCUUCCACCUAAGCCUUGUUUCACGUUCGAGGCUCUCAACGCGGGACAAAAAAUACUGGUGACAGUAUUUCUUAGCGCUACGUUCAUUGGCAGGACGGCGUCAGUCGUUGCCUGUGCCGGCCCUCGAGCCGCGCCCGCCCGGCGCUGCCCGUUGCCGCGGCGGAUCGCUAACAGCUCCCCCGCCCGCGAGCGCAGCCGGGGCCGCGGGGGCGGCUCCCUGCCGGCUCCCUGCCGGCUCCCUGCCGGCUCCUCGAGCGAGGCCGAGGGCCAAGGGGAGGGCGAAAGGGAGGGCUGGUCUGCGUAUGUUGUGAGAGCGCUGCCGGGAUACGCGCCUGUGUUGUGGGAACCGCGAGCGGCCGAGGGGCAGCCUGCGGAUGUCCGGCGGGCACCUCCGGCAGCCGCACCCCUGGGCUGCCCGGACAAGCGUUCGGGACCUUCAGGAAAGCCUCGCGCUGGCGGCUUGGAGCUGCCCCACGGCACUCGCGGCGAAGCCUCGGCCAGCCGCGGGAUGGAGCUGGCGGUGCGGGAGCAGCUGCUCGCCGCAGAGAGCGCCGGAGAUGUUCAGGCUUUGAAGAAUGCUUACAAGUUAAUCAAAUCAGCCAGUGAAAGACAAUCUGCACUUGAUUCAACAGAUAACAUCAGCACCGAUUUAUAUGUUUUAUGUGCUGAACAAGCGCUUCAGCUGGGAUAUCUGGAAAUUAGCAGUGAUUGUCUACAGAUGUAUUUUAAAGGAAGAUUUCCUGUGAACCAGUUUCUUGGCAGAGCAUAUUUGUGCCAAGGCCAGUUGCAUGCCCCACGUUCUACAGAUAAUUUGGAAGAGUUUGAAAAGUUUGUGCUGUUUUUUAUGAAGGCAAUAGAUUUUGCAACCUAUGAAAGAAGGUAUUUUUUUCUGGUAUAUAAUGCCUCAGUUCUUUAUUGGCAACUUGUGAGGCCGUUUCUUAAGCCUGGAUUCCGCUACUGCCUUAUUCCCAGCCUGUCACAGAUUGUUACAGCAUUAAACCAAAUUGAAGAGCCAGACAAUGAAUGGCGAGCAGAACUUAUGAUAAAUUUACUUGAGUGCUUCCUCGAUGCUUCAAAACUGGAAGAAGCAAAAGAGUUUUCAUCUGCUGCAGCAGUCUUUAUUAAGGAAAAUGUUCCAGAUAAAUACUCUCAAAUAUUUUCUUUAAUGGUGUAUCACAAACUAAUGGAUAUUUCCCAGGUAGAGAAGGAAAUACAAAAUUCCGUCUGUCUUUCAGUUAUUUAUAAAAUGCAGUUGUUAAAGUUGCAGUGGGAGACAAAUGUAUUUCCAAGGGAUGCCACCGCAAGUCUGAAUUCUUUAUAUGAGCUUUUGAAGCAAUACGAUGUACCUCCCGCAUCUGUUCUCAAUGUGAAGAUUCCUUUGAUUUUGGAAUUAGCUCAUUUUUCUCUGAAAGUAAAUUGCACUGAGCUUGCAGCUCGUUGUAUAUUUGAUUUGAAGAGCGCUCCAAUUACUGAGCAAGGGAAACUUAUUGAGAUAGAAUGUCUGGAAUGUGAAUAUGAAAUGAAGAAAGAUGGCACUGAAAUUGUGACUUAUACCAAAGGAGUUGUUGAGGCUCAGCUGAAAUUGAUCAAAAAUCUUGAAUUAACGUUAAAACGUGCAGUUCAGUUGGGAGAUCCUGGUGUGAUUCAGGUUGUUUGUGCAACCCAGUGGAAUCUGUGCUUACCACUACUACAGCACAAUUUGCAUCAACAUGUACGAAAGCCAUUGAUCUCAGUUGCUGAAGUCCUUGAAGAGAUUGACAGCAUGUUGAUUUUGUUGCGUUGUCAAGUUCAUAUGGAAAUAGCUCGUAUUGAAGAAGAUGGGGAUAGACUAGAGGCUGCUCUGGAACAUUUGCAGAAAGCUGUGCACCUGAACAGCAGUGGGCAGUAUCAAGAACAUCUAAGGCUGAGUUGUAAGCGCCUCCGUUUGAGUGCUAUGCUGUAUGAGUCACCUGUGCAUCUAGAGGAUCAGGCAGUCAUGCUGAUUGAACAGGCUAAAAGGGGAAAACAAAAGGAUAAUAUGAGGAAAAAGAGAUCACUUCUGGUAAAUGCAGGUCUUGCAUUAGCCCCUGACACAUUUCAAAUAGUCCUUGAUAGUGAAAAUGAAGCUAAAGUUUUCUCAGGUAAAAGUAAUAGUCAAAUAAGCUACCUCUGUGCAAAAGCCCAACAUCAUACUAAAAGUGUGAAGAAAGUUGAUGAACAUUUGAAACACUUAAAAAAUGGAAAUGGCAGAGAAAGAAUUAUACUUUGGGCAGAUUUGGCAAAAGUUGCAUGUAAACAGGAAGUGUGGGAUGUCUGUCGUGCAGCAUGUAGAUUUUGCCUCUUGUAUGAUGAUAUUUUUUUUAGGGAGGCAACAAAGCAUAAACAAACACAGAAGCACAGAGCUAAUGUAACUGUGAUGAUUGAUGGUCAAGGUGGCCGCUCACCAGGAGAAUCAUUGCUGCCUGCUAAAUCCUUCUCUUUUGAAGCAUAUUUACUCAGAAUACUAGCAGAAAUAAGAUUUAUUAAUGCAGAGGCAACUGUCCAUUUAUUAAGAUUGCAGGGAGUCAAACUGAAUGAUCAUGCUGUACCUCCAGAAGCUACAUACCAGUGUCGUCCAGGAUAUGUUUCAUAUCUUCCUGACAGUGAUCCAGAAUGGAAAACAUACAGUUUAUGGAUAGACAACUUAUCUCAUUAUGCCAUGGAAAACUUCAAACGUGCAGCUGAAAUAGGAGAAGAAUUGAAUGAAGCCUGGAUUGUUCACAAUGCUGUGGUGUAUGUCUUAAAUUAUAACAGACAUGUGAUUUCUUCAGGAAGACAGAGGGACAUCAUUGAGUAUCUGCAGACUCUUCUUCGAGCCAUCAAGACUGUUGGGCACAAUGGAAGUACUGAAAUUUUACUGAUGUUAUGUAAUGCUUUGGCUCGAGGCCUAAUCAUUUCUUGGAUCCCGAAGUCAAAACCUGCUGAGAAGAUAGAAGAUACAGCAGUAGAGAGUAGCAGAAAAGCUGCAGCAAAGGAAAAAGAAAAUAUAAUCCAGUCUUUUUCAGUAGAUCCUAGUGGAUUUCCUGAUAUCAAAGCUGCCUUAGAGAUUUGUGAAUUUGCCCUAAAGGCAAUGACUGGAACAAAACCUAAUGAAAAAAUCUCUAUUGCUGCACAGCAACAGAUCAUUGCUACCUGGGUGAAAGCAAAGCAAUUAAAUCAGCAGCAGAUCAGACAUCAGCUUGGGACUCGGGGGGAGAAUAAUGAUGGAGUACAAAAUCCUCUGGCAAGAAUUCUUGUUGGUCUGGAAAUGUAUUCAUGUAAUGGCUUGGGUCUCAUGGAUUUCACUUGUCCUAGCUUAUCUCAGUUACUGGAUCUGGCUUUAGAAUGCAGUUGGUCAGAUUCCUUAGUGGAAUUGCAGACACUGACACGACUUACAUAUUUUGCAUAUGUAUCACAAGACUAUAAAAGAGUGAUGACUUGUUCCAAAAGGAUCUUGGAAUCAGAUGAUAAUUUUGUCCUCAAUAGAAAUAUUAAGAAAUAUCGCAUGCUUGGUAACAGGGUGAGACAAGAAAUGUUAAGCGUUGCGGCCUGUAUACAAGGAAAGAGCAUAAUGGAGAAUUUAUCUGGAAGAAAACAUCUGCGUGUAGCAGCAUCGAAAACCUUUGUUCAGAGUGCCAGGCAUGCAGGUGAAGCUGGAAAUUAUUCCCUUGUAAUGUUUGCAGCUGCACACUUUUGGAAUGCAGCUUUACCUUUGCUAGGCUCACCACAUGACCGAGAACAGUUUAAAGAACCUACCAAAAUCAUUCUUAAGAACAUAAUUAAAGCAGAAUCUAAAAACAAACAGGAAAAGAAAGAUACAUGUCCUUUGCAUCAGUGGAUUACAAAGGAUUUUCAAAAUAUUGGGUUAUCAGUUGGAUGCUUUCUCCCAGGUGCUGAGGAAGAUCUGACAUUAAGAACCUCCUUAUAUGGUCUGUUAUUCCACAUCUAUGCUGAUAAAGCUGACUGGGAGGCAGCACUGAAACUCCUGGAUGAAGCUGUUCAAGUUUUGCCUCAGAAAAGACACAAACUCCUGAUUUUCAAACUUAUGGCUACAGUGAGGGCAGGAUCAGGAUGCAAUUUUAUGAUGGCAAUUCAGAAAGCCAGUCAUGAAAGUGAAGAUUACUUGUCACAUGUGUGGCGACACUUGGUAACAGUCUCCAGAAGUACUGUUGGACAGUUAAGCUGUUUCCAAAAUGCAAUCUUUGCUUUGCAGAAACAAGAAGAUGAAUGGCAGAGAGUUGAUUACCUGAUGGAAUUUGCUGAAUGCUUAUAUUGUAAUCAGUUUCCCCUCAAUGAUGCUAUUAAACCUCUGCAGUGGGCAGUAGAUCUUCUGCUUUGUAUGAAAUUCCCUAUGCCAUCUUCACAAGAGGAAGAAAAUGCUGAGAUGGACAAUGGAGUAAAUGGUACCACACCCCAAAUGAAUUUGGAAGAUUUGAGUAAUAUUAAACAACUGGAAGCUUUGUUUAGAGCACAGACAUUAAUGGCUUUAUUUUCUGGUCAUGGAUCUUCUUUUCAUCAGCAGCACUGUUUGAUGGCCUAUGCCUGUAUCAUCCGUAUCUGGCAGGUUGAAGUUUCUGUUUCAAAGGAGAAACCUAAAGGGAAAGAAUCAGUUGAUAACUUACCAGCAGAUGUGGAAGAAUGGGCCCAGUAUGACUGUCCCAAUGAAAUCAGAGAUACUUUUAAACAGAAAACAAAUAGUUAUGGUAUUCACUGGGAUAAUUUCCCAAAACCUACUUGCACUUUGUAUUUUAUGGACCUUUUAUCAAAAGAACUACAGAAAAUUUUUUGCCCCCACUUGAUUCUUCCAGUCUUUCAGCUAGCUGAAGUUAUUGCUAGUGAGGUGCUGGAAUGUAGAAGUCUGUCUGAUCUCUAUCACCUUCGAAUUGCCCUGAUAUGCUCAGAUUUAAAACUGAGUCAGGCAUCUGUGUAUCACGAGAAAGCUGCUGGAGACGUAUACAUUAGUGAAUUAGAGCAAGCAAUGUGUAGGCAAGAGAUUUCACUGAAAAAAGAAAAAUGUUUUGAGGUAAAUGCAGUAACAGGAAAAGGACUGAGUGCCCUUUCUUUUCCUCGCUUGUGGCUUGAAAAAGCUGAAGUACUGAUUCAGCUAGGCUUGUAUCAGCCAGCAAGGCUUCUGCUUUCCGAGGCCCAUGCUGCAACUCAGGAAUUGAGGGCCCUAUCUGAUAUGUCAAGGUGCUUGUACUUACUUGCUGUGCUGGCCAACCUGGAAAGAAACCCCAGACAAGCUAAAGCACUCGUUGAGAAAGCACAGCUUCUGGGAGGAGAUGAACAAUUUUGGUAUAACAGUACUCUUAGUCUAACGGAAGCAGUUCUAGAGGAAGAGGGGGAAGGAAAACAGAGCUUGACAUUUAAAAUAGAAUUAGGAAAAUUCUGGUGUUACCUGCAGGCUUGUGAGAUAUUGGAACAUACUGUAAGUGUGCUUCGAUCUACUUUAUUGAAGAGACCUGGCAGGCAAUCAGAAUUGGGUUUUAUGAUUGCAUCCCUUGAAGCCAGAAAAACACUUAUUCAGGUACAUUUUGCCCAGGAUCAUAUGACAAUUGAUGCCAGUUCUGCUCAGUUGCCACACAUUCUACAGGAAUCCUACGAUAAAUUAGUUCAAGUUGAGAAGGACUUUCUUCAGCAUGGGCAUAAAAACUACAGUGCUGAAAUACUGCUGGAAUGUGCAAAUAUUUGUAGGAUGACUGCCAAGCAGGAAAGGAACAAAAGAAACAAACACAGUCACUAUCUAGAUGCUUAUAGCUUAGCUCAGAGAGCAGUAUCCAAAACAGAGGAAGUAUUUCAUAACGUUUGUAGUUUAUUUCCAUUGAAUGAGAGUGAAAAUGUUAGUAUCCCAUUAAUGAGACAACUAGCCCUUAGAAAAAUCAAUCUUGUGGAAAUUCUUUUGGAUAUUUUUCAUCUUGUCAUUACUGAGAAAAAGUUUAUAAAUAUAGGAGAAGCAUCAUUUCAUGAAUUUAUGGAGGAAAUCAUUAUUGGAGAUGAUGCAAUAGAACAGGAUUGGAAGUAUAUGAAACGCACCAUGGCUCACAUUACCCUGGCUCAGUUAGCAAACAUACAGAAUCUGUGCAAAGGCUGUCCCAACAUCAAAUCCAAAUGCCUGUAUCUAACUGGAAAAACCCUUCGUUUACUUGCCAUCAGUGUAGAUCCCAUACAUUCAGAGGUUUACUGGAAGCCAAAUGUUAUGACACAACAAAGGACGGCUCAAAAGUAUCUUUCUCAAUCCAGUGAGGCUUUGCUCCAGUCUGUGGCUUUUGCAUUCAGUCAUAAUGUUACUGAGGUUCUGGCUCUUGCCAGUUUGGAAAUGGCUGAGUGCUUUCGACAGUUUGAUCCAAUUUCAACUAGCCAGUUUUUGGCACUUCAUCAGAGUUGUUCGGUAUCUAUGGUGAUGAAGAAUAUCCUUCUAACUGCUACAUCCAACACCAGCAGCUCUCAGCUGGCAGCGUUGCUACAUCUGCAGAAUCAGUUAAAACAAAGCAGAAACACAAGUGAUCUUCUAAAAUGUGUGGAACAACAACUGACUGCUAAUUCAGUGGCAUGGAGAAACCUCUGUAUUCCUGUUGAGCAUUUUAAUAUAGUGGAUGAAUUGCCGUCCAGUUUCUGCAUAGUUAUUCUCCAACAUUCAGAAGACAGAUCACAAUUGUACAGUUCAUUGAUUGAGGUGCCCAAAGUAAGUACUGCAAGGCAGAAAGGAAAACUCACUCAGCGGAUGGUGCAGGCAAAAGUUUCUCGAUUUCCUGUGAAUCCUGAUGUGUUUCGUAUUUUGUUGGAAAAAAUACGUCUUUACAAGCAGCAAAGGAUGAAGAAUCAUCUUAAACCAACUCUUAUUCACAACUUGAAAGAGUGUGUCUCCAAAACAGAUGUGACUCCAACAGAGAAAACAGGUGAUAGUGACCUUGAUUUGACAUCAGAUUUCUCUGAAAUAAUAGAAAUUAUGGAAGACUAUCUGAAACCAACCCUGUCACAGUUUGAUUUUUCUGCUGGCAGAGAAUCCCAGUGUGUAUCAGUUUCAGCAUCUGAAACAGGAAAAAAGAAAGGGAAAGAUAAGGACUCCAGACAAGUUGGAAUGCAGGAUACUCCUGUGGAUUUAGGAUUGUGUGUGGUAUUGCUAGGGGAUACGUUAUUGAUGGAGCUGCCUUUGGAAGCUCUGAGUGUGUUUCAGGAAGAAGGAAUAAGUUCUGUUUCCAGAGAUUUUUCUCUACAGUUUCUCUACAAUCGACUGCAUUGGGCUGAGUCAGGCAAGAAGGCUUGGGAAUUAAAAAAAAGAGGUGAAACAUCUAAAGAAAAAACCACAAAAGCUCAUCAGAAAAAGAAUGUGCAAAUGGCACCAAGUAAUCGUGAUCUACCUUCUAAUUGCUUGUCUGUUGAUACACGUAAUUUAAAAUAUAUUGUGGACCCCUAUAAUGAAGGAAGUGAAGCAGAAGCUUCAAGUCCUUCUCGAAAAAUUCAGGAAAUACUAGAAAAAUACUAUGACCUAUUUACAGUGCAGUGGGAAGGUGUCAUUGGCAAUAUGCAUGCUCCAAGCCAAGCUGAAUGGGAGCAGCUGCUGACAAACUGUAGUGCAUUUCUGUUCUAUGGGAUGGAGAGAUUCAUGUCUCAUGUGUUGCUUAAUUGGUUGGUUGCUAUGAACAUCCCAAAAUGCCGUUUGGUGAUUCUUCUGGAUCUGGUAAGAUCACAGAAAAGUCACCAAAGAAUUGAAAACUCUGAUUUCCACAAAAGAGAGACCAACAGAGACAGCAAUGCUUCUGAGCCUCACAGGGGCUGGGUCUGUAAUAGCCCCCCAGUGGUACACAAGCCUGGAGGAGAAUGCAGGAAGGCUGGAGACCUUGCUGGAGAGUGA